GGCUCCUCGGUGCUAGUCCGGCUAUUGUUGUGUGUCUUUCAGGGCAGCUCUGACCUAUCAGCAGGCGGUGAUUUGUGGAUAUUUUAACUGUUUUGCUUAGCUCUCACCCCGCCAUAUUAAGCAGUCUUUGUCAGCAGCCGGUGUGUCCUCGCUUUUUUACGGAAUAUAAAGGAUCCCGAGCGGAAGACUUGUGGGCUGGUGAAGUAGUUAAUCGGUAUGGGACAGACGAAAGACUGAGAUUCCACGUCCAGAAGGCUGCCUGUGGGUUUUUUUUUCACAUCUCUGGGACUGUCGACGUGAAAUAAAAGAUAAAAACGUGGGGGAAGAAAAGGGGGGGAAAAAGAUCACAGGACGCAUGUAGCCGAAGAAACACCAGUGCAAAGCUCGCUUUUUAAGGCUUGACGAUGGGUUGUGUAAGGAGUAAAGAGGACAAGGGCCCAGCCCUGAAGUACCGGCCCGAUAACCCAAAUGCCACGCCGGUCAACGCCCAUCUGGGCCACUAUGGGCCCGACCCCACCCUGAUGGGUCAUUCGCCAGCUAUGAAGACACACAACAACAGCUACAACAGCCACGCAGCCGGCCUCACCCCCUUCGGUGGGGCGUCAUCAGUCAUGACACCCUUCGGCGGGGCCUCCACCUCCUUCACCUCGGUGGCUGUGAGCAGCCCCUUUCCCGGCGUCAUCACAGGUGGUGUCACAUUUUUCGUAGCGCUGUACGACUACGAAGCGAGGACGUCGGAUGAUCUGUCGUUCACAAAAGGGGAUCGCUUCCAGAUUAUCAACAACACGGAAGGCGACUGGUGGGAGGCUCGUUCCAUCAACACCGGACAGAAAGGUUACAUCCCCAGUAACUACGUGGCUCCAGCCGACUCCAUACAGGCUGAAGAAUGGUACUUUGGUAAAAUGGGCCGCAAAGACGCAGAGCGUCUCUUAUUGCUUCCAGGGAACCAGCGGGGUACUUUCUUGGCACGAGAGAGCGAGACGACCAAAGGUGCCUACUCACUGUCUAUCCGCGACUGGGAUGAGGUGAAGGGAGACAACGUCAAACAUUACAAGAUCCGUAAGCUGGACAGUGGCGGUUAUUACAUCACCACCCGUGCCCAGUUUGAGACACUACAGAAGCUGGUGAAACAUUACACAGAACAUGCAGAUGGUCUGUGCUACAGGCUGACAACCGUGUGUCCCACCGUGAAGCCUCAGACUCAGGGACUAGCUAAGGAUGCCUGGGAAAUCCCGCGAGAGUCUCUGCGACUGGAGGUCAAACUGGGACAGGGCUGCUUCGGUGAAGUUUGGAUGGGCACAUGGAAUGGCACCACGAAGGUAGCUAUUAAGACGCUGAAGCCGGGAACCAUGUCCCCAGAGGCUUUCCUACAGGAGGCUCAGAUCAUGAAGAAACUCCGACAUGACAAACUGGUGCCUCUCUACGCAGUGGUGUCCGAGGAGCCCAUCUACAUCGUGACAGAAUUCAUGGGCAAAGGUAGUUUACUGGACUUCCUGAAGGAGGGAGAUGGUAAAUAUCUGAAGCUGCCCCAGCUGGUGGACAUGGCUGCACAGAUCGCAGAUGGCAUGGCCUUCAUCGAGAGGAUGAACUACAUCCACAGGGACCUGAGAGCUGCCAACAUCCUGGUGGCCGAUAACUUGGUGUGCAAGAUCGCUGACUUUGGCCUGGCUCGGCUCAUCGAGGACAACGAGUACACCGCCAGACAGGGUGCUAAAUUCCCGAUCAAGUGGACGGCCCCUGAAGCUGCUCUGUACGGCCGCUUCACGAUCAAAUCAGACGUCUGGUCGUUUGGUAUACUACUGACUGAGCUGGUCACCAAGGGCAGAGUACCGUACCCAGGUAUGGUGAAUCGAGAGGUACUUGAGCAGGUAGAACGAGGCUACCGCAUGCCCUGCCCACAGGGCUGCCCCGAGUCCCUCCACGAGAUGAUGAGGCAUUGCUGGAAGAAGGAGCCAGAUGAGAGACCGACCUUUGAAUACAUCCAGUCCUUCUUGGAGGAUUACUUCACAGCCACAGAGCCACAGUACCAGCCAGGGGACAACCUCUAGUGUGGGAGAUUCAGGGGCGAGAACUCUGGCAUCACGCAGAGGUACAUCAGUGGAGAUCAAAGCUCGGGACGACAAAGAACUUCAACAAAAUGGGAGAAGCCUUGAUGAGGCGGCGGAGUAAAGAGGUUAUAAUGUUAUAAACUAGUCCACAACCACAGUGGUAUAUCUGCAAGUGCAAGAGGAAAAUGUUUUCUGAAGUAGAGGUUUGUCCCUUGUGUACCCGGGGGACCAAGUGUUGGGGGAAAUGUGCAGAUUGGUGCUGGUACGUUAAGCUCUGGGAACCCUGCUAAUCACAAUAAUCCAUACAGAUGGGCCACAACACUGUGAUCAAAAGAGAGAGACAAAUUCAAGGAAACUUGCAGAUUUUUUUAAAGGAAAAAAAAACUUUUUUUAAAUGAUAAAUUCCCCCCAUUCUCCUUUUUUUUUUUUUUUUUCACAAUUUGAUAUUAGAGGCAAAAUCUUUAACAUGUACCUGAGUUUGGUUUGAAUAUGUAGAUUGAUGCAUACAUUUUUUUUCUUUGUUUUUUUUUUUAAGUGACCAACAACUGUGGUUGAAUUGUCAAGUAUGUGCUGUGACUGUAAAGCUUUGACAGAGAAGUGGAGUCGAUGAAAAAGGAUGCGAGAAUGUAUCAAGAGUUAUGUGCAAAGAGAUGUACUUUUAGAAGGUGUGAUCAGGUGGAUGAAUGCGAGCAUGAGGAGCGAUUUAUAUGAUUCUUGUUCGGUCACUUGAAUGGCAAAUCAUGUGGAUUUAUUAUGCUUUUCUUUCUUUUUAUUUAAACGGGGACUUGAAAUCGUAAAAAAGAGGUAUUUUGAUAAUAUACAAAAACACUUUUCAUGUUUAACAUUUUAUAAAUGUCUUGAAAUGGACUCUCAGCUGUGAAAUUUUAUGUGCGAUUGAGUUUGUCUGAAAUUAGUAUCUUGUCUUCUGUUCGGUGCACAACUCCGAUAGUUGUAAAAAGACUACACAGUUUUGAUUUUGCAGCAGGAAAAAAAGGACCAGGAAAACUGUUCAAUCUACUAAAUUCACAUCAUCAUGUAAGCCAUUCAUGCCGCUGUAGUAUUUCCUUUUUCUUCUCAGUAAAAUCCCAUUGACUAAAAGCGCCUUCCAUGUCCUCAGUUCUGUGUCUGCUGGAGGGAACGUUUCAUCCAAAGCCAACAACACAAAAAGAAUCUCUUUGAUUUGUGAAUGCACCUAUGCAAACUCAACCGGUGAUGUUUUUAUAGAAUGGAAAGUCUCAGAUGGUGUUUGCCUGUGUCAAGCUAUUAUUUUCUUAUUUCCCAGCUGUAGAGAUGAUGGAUAACUUCUGGACAAAAUAAACACCUUGCACUCACAUCAGGGGCCUCAUUUAUAAAAAUGGAAUAAGCUUAAUUUGACGUGGAAACGAUCUCUUUUCCAGCUGGUUAUGUAGGGUCACUGCAGUUUGGGACCCAAGUCUGCGGUGAACUUUGCAUUAGCCGUAUGAACAAUGUGCAGCGGCGACACACUCCAGAGCUGUGUGUUUGUCUUUGUUCCUCAGCCCACUGAAUAGUGUGUGUUGCCAGGCUUCUACCAUCACGUGAUCUAGUCUUCCAAAAACUUUGGUUUUGCGUUUUGGUUCAUGGCUAUUCUGGACUGAAACCCUAAGUUCUGCUGGCAUUAUCUAAGGAGAGAUGUCAAAGCAGGGACUGUCACUUUAAAGGUCAUCUUUGUGAGAAAGUUGAUUUGUGACGUAAAGUGUCAGUAUUUAAUGAGUCUUAUCAAGUGGACCAUGAGAAGUUUGAUCUAGAUUUUGAGAUCACAUGUGCCUGAGUUACAAAUGGGAUUCUUGGACCCUGACUUCAGCAAGGUCUUUUACGCUCAUCAGCAGCUCUUGAGUGAGUGGGACCGUCAGAAAUCUUAAGUUCAUGGCCUAGUAUAAAUCUAAGAACACUUUUAUAAAUUGAGGCCCCUGAUAUUUUAGUGCUGUUAGUCCAAUAACAAGUUCUUAGAGGUAUUUCCAACUGUCUGUCCAGCGGUACGCGAUGAGAGGUAUUGAAAGAUGUAAAAGCAUCUUCUUCAACAAGUAAACUUCAGGAUUGGAUAAAGAUGUGAACGUUGUUUUUCUAUCUCUGUGUUUGUCCCUCACGAGAACCCUAACGUGAUUGUUCUUGAGCUAGAGGGGAGAUGAUAAUGAAAUUACUGAGAAUGGUAACUAAUAUGGUUUUGUACAGAAAAAAUAAAAGUUUUACUCAAACGUU
Acanthopagrus latus (yellowfin seabream) is the source of this 4265-nucleotide messenger RNA. RefSeq names its product YES proto-oncogene 1, Src family tyrosine kinase (gene yes1). The transcript is spliced from 12 exons. The coding region runs from base 405 to 2048 and encodes 547 amino acids. Gene Ontology annotation, molecular function: non-membrane spanning protein tyrosine kinase activity; ATP binding; signaling receptor binding. NCBI's taxonomy places the organism in Eukaryota, Metazoa, Chordata, Actinopteri, Spariformes, Sparidae. Gene Ontology annotation, cellular component: extrinsic component of cytoplasmic side of plasma membrane. The record is from RefSeq and is a predicted model, not a curated record. Gene Ontology annotation, biological process: cell differentiation; cell surface receptor protein tyrosine kinase signaling pathway; innate immune response.